Molecule: messenger RNA, 3878 nt
Organism: Calidris pugnax (ruff)
Lineage: Eukaryota; Metazoa; Chordata; Aves; Charadriiformes; Scolopacidae
Product: ankyrin repeat domain-containing protein 17-like
Exons: 10
Coding region: 111-3344 (1077 amino acids)
Biological process (GO): innate immune response
Cellular component (GO): cytoplasm
Molecular function (GO): RNA binding
Source: RefSeq, a predicted model, not a curated record
AACAAAGACGAAAACUAGAAGAAAUAGAGGCGAAAAAUAAAGAGAAUUUUGAACUUCAAGCUGCUCAGGAGAAAGAGAAGCUAAAAGCUGAAGAUGAUCCCGAGGUCCCGAUGGAGCCCCCGAGUGCCACCACCACCACCACCAUAGGUAUAUCUGCAACUUGGACCACCUUAGCAGGGUCCCACGGGAAGAGGAACAACACCAUCACCACGACCAGCUCCAAAAGGAAAAACAGGAAAAACAAAGUGACCCCUGACAACGUUCAGAUUAUAUUUGAUGACCAGCUCCCAAUUUCCUAUAGCCAACCGGAGAAAGUGAACGGCGAAUCGAAGAGCAGCAGCACUAGUGAAAGUGGUGACAGUGACAAUAUGAGGAUUUCCAGCUGUAGCGACGAGAGCAGCAAUAGCAACAGCAGCCACAAAAGUGACAAUCAUUCUUCCACGGCCGUUACUAACACGCAGAGCAACAAAAAGCAGCCAUCGGUUCUUGUCACUUGUCCGAAGGAUGAGAGGAAAGCAGUUACCAGCAAAUCAUCCAUCAAGUUGUCUGAAGUUAUAAGUGAGGUGACGAGCAAUUCCUUGUCUACUUGCACAAAGUCUGGUCCUUCUCCCCUUUCUUCUCCAAAUGGAAAGCUAACCAUUGCCAGUCCUAAACGUGGCCAGAAGAGGGAAGAAGGAUGGAAGGAAGUGGUGAGAAGAUCCAAGAAGGUUUCUGUUCCAUCGACUGUAAUUUCCAGAGUGAUUGGCAGAGGAGGGUGUAACAUCAACGCCAUCCGCGAGUGCACGGGAGCGCACAUAGACAUCGACAAGCAGAAGGACAAAACUGGAGACAGAAUAAUAACCAUCAGGGGUGGCACAGAAUCAACAAGACAGGCCACGCAGUUGAUCAAUGCUCUGAUUAAGGAUCCCGAUAAGGAAAUCGAUGAACUUAUUCCAAAGAACCGUUUGAAAAGUUCAGCUGCGAACUCCAAAAUAGGGUCCUCGACACCCGCCGCCACCACAGCUGCUAACAGUUCCCUCGUGGGCAUCAAAGUCACCACCGUAGCUGCUUCGUCGACAUCUCAGACUGCCUCCGCGCUCACCGUGCCUGCAAUUUCCUCAGCGUCCACUCACAAAACCAUCAAGAACCCCGUGAACAACGUGCGGCCUGGUUUCCAAGUCUCUCUCCCGUUAGCGUAUCCUCCUCCGCAGUUUGCACACGCUUUACUGGCUGCUCAGACUUUCCAGCAGAUCCGUCCGCCUCGGUUGCCCAUGACCCACUUCGGAGGUACUUUCCCACCAGCUCAGUCCACGUGGGGUCCGUUCCCCGUCAGGCCCUUGAGCCCCGCAAGAGCUACCAACUCACCGAAACCUCACAUGGUGCCUCGCCACAACAGCCAGAACAGCAGCGGCUCUCAGGUGAAUUCAGCCAGUUCUUUGACGACGAGUCCGACGGUGACGACGAGUUCAGUGGCUUCUACUGUGCCUGGUUCUUCUGCGAAUGGCAGCCCAAGCUCACCCUCGGUCAGAAGACAGCUUUUCGUCACGGUGGUGAAGACAUCCAACGCCACGACGACCACGGUGACGACCACGGCGAGCAACACGAGCACAGCGCCCACCAACGCCACGUAUCCAAUUCCUACUGCCAAAGAACACUACCCCGCAUCUUCCCCGUCAUCUCCUUCUCCUCCCGCCCAGCCAGCGGGCGUUGCCAGGAGCAGUCCUUCCGACUGCACGGCCACCUCUCCCAAUAAAGGUGCACCUUCGUCUGAUCCGGAAGCGGGUAGUCCUCCAGCGGUGGAAACGAGCAGCUCGACCAGCAGUAGGCAGCCCAGUUCUGGUACCGGCACCUCAUCCGCGCACCCUGCUCAUCAGCAGCCUCCGGGAGCUCCUCUGCAAGAGGCACGACCCCCUCUUCAGCAACCUCAGGUUCCUGCACCAGAUCCUCGCAUGGUCGUGCCUCCAAAUCUCGUGGCGACGAGCUCGGCUGCUCCUGUGGCAGGUCCAACCAACGCCCCGAUGACCUACCCCAUGUCUCAGACCUCCAUGGGGUCUUCUCAGCCCGCGGCCAAGAUGGAAACCCCGGCCAUCCGACCGCCUGUCCACGGGACUGGGAGCGUCCAUAAGAACCCAGCUCCUGUGCAAAACUCCUCUGUUGCAGUCCUCAACGUUAAUCACAUCAAAAGGCCCCACAGUGUUCCUUCUUCCGUGCAGCUUCCUUCUACCUUAAGUACACAAAGUGCUUCUCAGAAUUCAGCCCAUCCCGCAAACAAGUCCAUGGGUAACAACUUCAGUGCUACCUUACCCUUUGGGCCCUUUAGUACGUUGUUUGAGAACAGUCCCACCUCUGCUCAUGCCUUCUGGGGCGGUUCCGUCGUCUCCUCCCAGACGACGCCGGAAUCUAUGCUGUCAGGAAAGUCUUCAUUUUUGCCAAAUUCAGAUCCUUUACAUCAGUCGGAUACUUCCAAAGCCCCAGGUUUUAGGCCACCGUUACAGAGGCCAGCUCCAAGUCCCUCAGGUAUUGUCAGUAUGGACUCCCCCUACGCUUCUGUGACCCCUUCUUCUACGCACCUGGGGAACUUCGCCUCCACGCUCUCGGGGGGUCAGAUGUACGCGCCGGGGACGCCCCUGGGCGGAGCGCCCGCAGCUGCUAACUUCAACAGACAGCAUUUCUCCCCGCUCAGUUUACUGCCUCCAUGUUCAUCAGCAUCAAACGAGUCUCCUGCUCAGUCGGUGUCUUCUGGAGUACGAGCGCCAUCUCCCACCCCCUCAGCCGUGUCCUUGGGAUCAGAGAAGCCCAGUACUGUUUCUCAGGACAGAAAAGUUCCUGUCCCCAUUGGGACCGAACGCUCUGCACGUAUUAGACAAACUGGAACUUCCACCCCCUCUGUCAUCGGGAGCAAUUUAGCUGCUCCGGUGGGACACAGUGGGAUCUGGUCCUUCGAAGGUAUAGGUGGUAAUCAAGACAAAGUGGACUGGUGUCACAGCGGGAUGGGCAGCCACAUGAUCCACAGGCCCAUGUCGGACCCGGGGGUCUUCUCGCACCAAGCCAUGGAGAGAGACAGCGCGGGCAUCGUAACGCCUUCCGGUACAUUCCAUCAGCCCCUUCCUGCAGGAUACAUGGACUUCCCAAAAGUCGGGGGUAUGCCUUUCUCUGUGUAUGGGAACGCGAUGAUGCCUCCUGUAGCCCCCAUCGCAGAUGGUACUGGAGGCCCUAUCUUCAACGGGCCUCAUGCUGCUGACCCAUCUUGGAACUCGCUGAUAAAGAUGGUUUCAAAUUCCACAGAAAACAACGGGCCUCAGACGGUGUGGACUGGAACUUGGACACCUCACAUGAACAGCGUGCAUAUGAACCAACUGGGCUGAGUGGGAUCAACGUGCGAGCCUCCAGAUUCCCUUUUUUGCAGAGGAAAAAACACAAAACGGCAGAAACAGUUUAUGUGCUCCCAGAUCAUUCUACUGAUGUGCUUGACUGAAGUGUGUAGGCUUUUUGCAGAAGAACUUACUAACUGACCUUUUUCUGUGAACAUUGUGACCGCCCAUUCCCCACCAUCAUACGUUUCAACUUAGUUAGCCUUUCUUCUUUCCUUUCCUCUUUUUUUUUUUUUUUUGACAUAACUUUCUGUUGAAGCUGUUCUUUGGCUGGUUGGUUUUAGUACUGUAAACUGCUUCUGAGCAAACACAGAAAUUUAGCAAAAUUAUGUAAACUUGAUCCUGAAGUUUUAGAAUGGCAAAUAAAUGUACAAUUGUUUACAUAACAAAUGGCUAAGCAGAAAGUAAAUUUCAAUAUGUCAGUAUAGAGGCUCUACUUUAUGUAGACUUAAAUUAAUGUGAGAUAUGUACCUUCAUAUUCAGAAAUCUGGAUGUUUCCUUCAUACAUUAAACUAUUAAUAAGCAUAA